Dromiciops gliroides (monito del monte) is the source of this 1440-nucleotide messenger RNA. RefSeq names its product interleukin-9 receptor-like. The transcript has 8 exons. Gene Ontology annotation, cellular component: external side of plasma membrane. Gene Ontology annotation, molecular function: interleukin-9 binding; interleukin-9 receptor activity. The record is from RefSeq and is a predicted model, not a curated record. Gene Ontology annotation, biological process: cytokine-mediated signaling pathway; immunoglobulin mediated immune response. Lineage: Eukaryota; Metazoa; Chordata; Mammalia; Microbiotheria; Microbiotheriidae. The coding region runs from base 1 to 1440 and encodes 479 amino acids.
AUGGACAUUUCUGGCAAGAGAGCCUGCAGUGUGCAGCUUUUCACCUGGUUCUGUGUGGUGGCCUUUAGUGGAGGGGAAAGAGGAGCUCAGCAACUUGGAACCUUGACCUGCCUCAAUAAUUACAUAAAUAGGAUCCACUGUAGUUGGACUGCCACCUUGCCAAGACAAGACAGAGUCCAUCAACUCCUCUUCACCAGCAACUUGGAACCAUUUAAAAACUACAGCUGCAUCCUCCAGAUGGGCACCUGCACACUAGAACUGCCACCAGACGGAAUGCUGACAGUAUAUGAUGAGUUCACCAUCAAUUUCCAUGGCAGUGUAUCCGGAGUGGAAUUGGUGUAUCUGCUGGACCCCAAGUAUCUUCCCAGGAAAAACAUCAAGCUCGACCCUCCCUCUAACCUGCAGAGCAAUGUCAGCUCCAGAGGCUGCAUCAUUUCCUGGAACCCUCCGCUCGAAGAUCUGUACAAGUUCCUCAGCUAUGAACUGGCCUUGAGGCAGCGUGGGGAAUCCUGGGAGCGGGCAAGACAUAAAGAUCGAAUUGUGGGAGUGAAGGCGGCCACCAUUGAAGCCUUCGAGUUUGGCCCUGGCUUGACCUAUGAGGCCCGGCUGCGCAGCCGCCUGGGCUCCCAGGAAGUAGGCGAACCCUUGGGUGAUGAGGAAAAAGAUUUCAGCUAUAGGAGCCAAUGGAGCGAGUGGAGUCCAGUCUUGCAGUUCCAGUCUCCAAGAUCUCUAGAUGUCUCCUCCUCACCCCAAGAAGGCCCUCUCAGCACGAUCAUCAUUUUCUCCAUCUUCCUUUUCCUAAUCAGCCUGCCUUACAUCCUUUUCAAGCUAUUUCCCAGAGUGAAGAAAACGUUCUACCAGAAUGUACCCUCACCUGCUGCUUUCUUCAGACCCCUCUACACUGUACAUAAUGGAAACUUUCAGAUGUGGGCCAGAUCUGACCUUCUUGGCCCUCAGCUCAGGAUGCAGGGGGCCAUGGACAAGCAAGUCCUGACCAGAGAUGAGCUCUUGGGAUUCAUAUUCCAGGAGUCAAUUUCUCACCUCACCUGCUUCCCGAUGAGGCCCAAAAGGGUAGAUGUCAUGGAAGAGGAGGAUUCCUGGAAGCCCAGAGGACCUCCUGAGAAGGAGGUGACCCAGCAAGACUCAGCAUCUAAGUACCUCAGUGUUGAAGAACUGCAGACCUGGCAGCUGCCUGGGAUGGUGACAGAUAGACAAUGUGAUAAUGACAAUGCUUGGGGCCACCCAGACUUCCCUGGAGCCGGCCAGGCUAGUUCAUUAGCUCUAAGAUGCCCUCCCAUUUCCCUGAAGCAGGAGGACCAGUCUCUGGAGAGCUGCUCCCUCAGCAAGAGUGAUUACUGUACCCUGAGUGGCAGUGAGAUGCCCCAGGUCUUAGCACCUCCUGGAGAGCUGCAGGGCCCAAUGCCCAGCAUGGGUCAGUGA